UCACUAUGUUUUGAGUUGCAGCCAAAUUCCUGAGGUCGAACCCUGGUCCUCUCUGGGCCACGACGACACUUGGCACAUUGAAAGUGUUUUUCUCAUUAUGCAGUUCUUUUACAUAUUUGAUUUGGUAACUCUGGCAUGACGUCUUGGGACCCUGUACUUUUGAGUCUUCCUUGUCUACAUGAACAAAAAGUACUACAGUGCUGUCAUGUUGGAUAUGAUAUACCAUAGUAAUUCCACGUUUGUUGGUGCAUGAACCAAGGUAAUAUCAUGGCAUUCUUUGAAGUACCUUGGAGUACCAUGUAAAUACCAUGGUACAUAAUAUGCCAAUCAUUCGGUACCAUGGUACUGCCAUUUAAAGGAAUUGUUCACCGAAAAUGAAAAUUCUCUCAUUGUUUACUCGCCGUCAUGCCAUCCCAGAUGUGUUAGACUUUCUUCUGCAGAACACAAAUGGAGAUUUUAAGAAGAAUAUCUCAGCUCUAUUGGUCCUCAAAAUGCAAGUGAAUGGUGACCAAAACUUUGAAGCUCCAAAAAAGUCAUACACAUCUGAGGUGGCAUAAGGCUUCUUAAAACUCUCAAAAGGCUGGGAGAGCUGCCCAUAACAGUAGACAUCCUGGUGGAAACGGGUGUUGGCAAGACUGUGAAUUCCCUUCGCAAACAUGAAGUUGCCGGGGAGGCCGCAAAAAACCUCGUGGCAAAGUGGAAGAAGUUGGUUCCAGAGAGGUCUGCAGACAGAACAAGUGUAAAGGAGGGGCGUUCCCACUCACGCAUUAAUGAGCCUGGAGGGCACAAACGAGUCAGGGAGCAGUCUCUAGAGGAACCUCUACUUAUGGAGGAUGAACACCAGGAGGAGGAAUACCAACAUGGAUACUCCCCCUCCCCCCCGCAGCACUACAGCUCACAGGACAGGGACAGCAAUGCAAGGGAGUAUCAGUCAGACGAGUAUGAAAGCCCUCCAGAGCAGGAGCCAGAUCCAGAGCCGGAGUUGGAGCCCAGUCCCCCACAAAAUGACAUUAGACACAGCAAACCACACAAAGAGCUGGUCAGAGAGCACAUUUCUCAUGAUGUCCGGGAACAGGAGAGACGGAAGCACUGUGCACAGGCAGCGGGUGGCAGCAGCACACAUAGAGCCGACAGAGAGCAACAGAGUGGGACGAGUCACAAAUCGAAACAUGAUCGGCAUAAAACCUCACAUGAAGGAAAGAGAGAAAAGAAAAGAGGAAGUGAUGGAAAAUCAAAGGAGAGAAGAGAAGUUCCAGAGCAAGUAGAUGAGGAUGAGGAGCCAUUUGAGGCUCCCACAAUGUCUUUUGAAUCCUUUCUCACAUACGAUGCUCCAACCCCAAGUAAAAAAAAGAAAAAGCAGGCCUCACGACCCACUCAGCUUCCUGCCCUUGUUCCUUCUGUCUCUUCUAAGUCUAACAAAGCCAAUGGGACCAGCAGUAAACGCUUCAAGCCAUCCUCCUCCUCUGUGACCACGCCCACUGUUUCAGAGAAACGCAAGAAGAUUGUUGAUGUGGUUCCCACUCUACCUGAUAUUCCUUUACCGGCCAUUCAGCCUAACUACAGACCCCUGCCCUUCAUUGAUCUUAAUCCACUGUCCCCCCAGAAACGCAAAGUCCCUGUGUUAUACGAUGAAGAAGAUGCUGGCUGCAUAGGCCGACGGCUUAACUCAAAAAUGGUGGUGUACUCUGGCUCAAAGAUGGCAUACUUACCAAAAAUGAUGAGUCUGUAUGAUCAGUGCAUUAGAGUCCUCCAGAACAACAUUGAUUCAAUCGAUGAAGUGGGUGGAGUGCCAUAUGAGAUUCUGGAACCAGUUCUGGAGAGAUGCACUCCUGAGCAGCUUUAUCGGAUUGAGCAGUGUAAUCAGUAUUUUACAGAAGACUCAGAUGAACUGUGGAUGAGACACUGCCAGCGGGAUUUUAAGCACGAAGCUCCUCAGGAGUUUGAGUCUUGGAGGGAACUGUAUCUCCGGCUCCAUGAGGAACGAGAAGAGCGUCUGCGCAAGCUCACAAUGAACAUCAGUUCUGCCCAUGCAAACAAACCUAAAGGGCGGCAGGUUAAAAUGGCAUUUGUCAACUCUGUUGCUAAACCGCCACGUGAUGUCCGCCGGAUACAGGAGAAGUUUGGCACUAAAAACGGAUCUCCCAGCACAAGCGCUGCUACUAUUGCUCCCUCUCCCAAGAUUAGACCAGCAUCAAACUACAGCUCCCUUAGCAAGCCCAUUGAUGUUGGCCAGUCAUCUUACAGCAGUCCCGCUGAGUCGUCCUCUCGCACCUCUGCUCCCAACAGUGCUGGUGGCCACAGUGCCAGAGAAAAACCACAGGUCAAAAAAAUUGCCCCAAUGAUGGCUAAGACUAUCAAAGCAUUCAAGAACAGAUUCUCCCGGCGGUAAAGGGAAGAAAACAGAAAAUGUUUUUGAGGAAAUGAGAGAAGAGACUGAGACUGGAGGAGGAAACCUUUUUUUGCUGUAAUGCUUCAUAGGAAAUGUGCAAUGCCCUCUCACCUCUUAUGUUUUUAUGCUUACAGUACUAUCAGUACAGCUCACUGGAAGCAAUCACAAAAAUAUCUACAUCAGAAACCACCAACACUUAAAGGUACACUCUGUAUUUUUUCUGUUUAUGCUGUGCUGGCCAAGAUGGCAGUCGUCUUAGACUUUUAGUUUUUAACAGAUGCCUGCUAUUCACAGCUAGCCAUGAAUUUUUUAUCCUGUGAGAGAAAGUGUCCAUUAAUGGGGAGGUUACUGAGAUAAAGUGAGUAGUAUUCGAUUGGUCAUGUGAUCUCAACAUGAGGCCGACCUUUUUUUAGGCUACUGAUAUAACUGGAUUCUUCAUCUCAUGUGAGUAUACAUGAUUUAAAACAUAUUUUUCAAAUGUUCUAUUAAUUUCCUUGUGUAAACCUUUUUUAAUGAGGAAAAGAUUGCUGAGUGCACCUUCAAUUAUGUCAUAGCAUUUCCUUCAUUCUCAGAUGAACAUAUUAUGAAAACAAGUGGUACACUACAUAUUACCAUGAGACACCAGAAUCACUGUUAUAUGUUUAUUUAACUGCUUACUGCUUUAACAAUUUCAUUGUCAUGGAACGGAGUAUAUGAUCAUAUGGUAGAGUGAGAGGAUUAAUGAGAUGUAAAACGUUCAAGGACUCUUCCACACCAUAUUUAUUUUAAAAUCAUUGGACCUGGACCUUGCCUUGAAUGAAAGAUCAAGAAGUCAUUUUAAUAGAUUUUAAGUGUUCUAUGGACAUUUUUAAUAAAAAUCCAUGUGUUGCUCUCA
Molecule: messenger RNA, 3263 nt
Organism: Myxocyprinus asiaticus (Chinese sucker)
Lineage: Eukaryota; Metazoa; Chordata; Actinopteri; Cypriniformes; Catostomidae
Product: elongin-A-like
Exons: 12
Coding region: 827-2389 (520 amino acids)
Biological process (GO): transcription elongation by RNA polymerase II
Cellular component (GO): elongin complex; nucleus
Molecular function (GO): protein binding
Source: RefSeq, a predicted model, not a curated record